Molecule: messenger RNA, 924 nt
Organism: Acanthosepion pharaonis
Lineage: Eukaryota; Metazoa; Mollusca; Cephalopoda; Sepiida; Sepiidae
Source: the annotation of a GenBank genome assembly
AUGGUACCCACAUGUGGGCUAAACUUGCUAUCUACAACUUCUCUUCCCCGCCUCACUGAACUUCUUUUUCUUUGCUUUUUGCUGAGUUUUACCUAUUGUUGUUGUUGUUUCUUCUUCUUCUUCUUCUUCUUCUUCUUCUUCUUCUUCUUCUUCUUCUUCUUCUUCUUCUUCUCGGUGCCCUUACCCCUUCAGGACGCUUUUUGUCCAUUUCUUUCUUCUUUUUUUUUUUUUUUUGGCAUUUUUUUAUCUUUAGCAUUUCUUUCUUCCUUUUGCUUUUUUGAAGCUUUUACCAUCUUUUCGAUGUCUUUCUUUCUUUCUUUCUUUCUUUCUUUCUUUCUUGCUUGCUUGCUUGCUUUUCUAGUUCAUUCAUUCCUUCUUUCUCCCUUUUUCUUUCUUUCGGAAUAUCCAGAUCUUUUUUAUUUCCUUGUUUCUUUUCUUGUUCUUUCUUUUUUUUUCUACUCUCCUUUCUUCAUCCCUUCCUUCCUUCCUUCCUUCCUUCCUUCCUUCCUUCCUUCCUUCCUUCCUUCCUUCCUUCUUGAAUUCGUUCUUUAUAAAUUUCUUUUUCUGUUUCAUUUAUUGAUUUUUUUCUCUCUUUUUUUUUCUUUCUUUCUGGAUAUCUACAUAUUUUUUUCUCCUUUGUUUAUUUUCUUUUUAUUUCUUCUUCCUUCUCUCCUUCCUUUCUUCCUUCCUUUUUUUCUAAAUUCGUUCUUUAUAGAUUUCUUUUUCAAUGUCAAUUUUUCCCCCUUACGAUUUCUAGCUUUCUUAGCCCUUCUACUUUCCUUCUCUGCGUAUUACUUCAAUACCAUAUCUUUUUACAAUCCUCCAUUCCUCUAUCUUUCUCUUUCCCUCUUUACACUUCUCUGUAUAUUUCCCAGUUGCUAUCACUCCACAUUUGCUCUUUUUUUUCCAUUAAAAGGCAGAUAA